AUUUUAGUACGCCUCAGCAAGCAGCAGGAAGCAGAAAUCCAGCAGAGAGGGUCAUUGUUAUUGCAGUGCCUGGGGAUUGUGUCCACCUUGUAAACAUUUGCUGAAAUGAGGGAAAGUAACUAUCGUGUUCUGGAUGAUGAGGGCAGCAACCUGCGACAACAGAAGCUUGACAGACAGCGUGCUUUAUUGGAACAAAAGCAAAAGAAAAAGCGGCAGGAGCCCCUGAUGGUCCAGUCAAAUGUUGACAGCCGAUCACGGACCCGCCGAAUGAAGCAAUCAGAGGAGCAGGCCCCUUUGGUUGAAUCCUAUCUCAACAGUAACAGCAGUACCAUUUAUCAUGGGAUUGAUGGUCCAGCCGCCUUUCAGGAUGAUGUCCAGGAGGUGGGAAGUCAAAUUCAGAUUCUCACUGUUGGACAGUCUAGCAAUGAUGAUGAUGUGGAUACAGACACCGCAGCCAGUGCACAGCAAGCAACAAAGCAGGAUCUUCGAGUAACAAUGCAGAAGAAAGGUAUUUCGAGCAGCAUGAACUUCGAUGAGGAAGAAGAUGAAGAAGAUGAAGAUAGCUCUAGCUCUUCUCAAUUGAACAGUAACACCAGGCCUGGCUCUGCUUCCAGUAAAAAAUCUAAUAAGGAAGCAGCCUCGGUCUCAACCCCUCCAGGAACUGAUGCUCUAAUAGAGGUGGAUGACCUUGAGGAGUUUGCUGUGAGACCAGCUCCACAAGGAAUCACCAUUAAAUGCCGAAUCACAAGAGAUAAGAAGGGAAUGGACCGUGGAAUGUAUCCUACUUACUACCUCCACCUAGAAAGGGAUGAUGGAAAAAAGGUGUUCUUAUUGGCAGGAAGAAAACGAAAGAAGAGCAAAACAUCAAAUUACCUCAUCUCUAUAGACCCCACUGACCUAUCACGUGGUGGAGAGAGUUUUAUUGGCAAGCUCAGAUCAAAUCUAAUGGGCACCAAAUUUACAGUGUACGAUAAUGGAGUGAAUCCAGAAAAGGGAGGUUCAAGUUUAGAUGCAACUAACUUGCGUCAAGAGCUAGCAGCUGUAUGCUAUGAAACAAAUGUUCUGGGUUUCAAGGGACCUCGGAAGAUGAGUGUAAUCAUUCCUGGGAUGAACAUGGAUCAUGAAAGAGUGUCCAUCAGGCCACGCAAUGAGCAUGAAACAUUGCUGGCAGGGUGGCAGAACAAAAACACAGAAAGCGUAAUUGAGCUGCACAACAAAACUCCAGUAUGGAACGAUGAUACUCAAUCCUACGUCCUUAAUUUCCAUGGCCGAGUUACACAAGCUUCUGUGAAGAAUUUCCAGAUUAUUCAUGACAACGACCCGGAUUAUAUAGUGAUGCAGUUUGGCCGGGUGGCUGAAGACGUCUUUACCAUGGACUACAACUACCCAAUGUGUGCAUUGCAAGCAUUUGCGAUUGCUCUCUCAAGCUUUGAUAGUAAACUAGCUUGUGAAUAAAUGGAACAUUGGAAGUGUCAUACUGAAGGAGCAACAUGUGUUUCAAGGACAAGUUCGCUUUAUUUGCUUUUAUAUAUUGGUUGCAGAUCACAAGACAUAAUUCAUCUUCGGCAUCAUACGUUUCUUUGUAAGUCUACAGGAUGACUAAAAUUGCUUCAGGGUUCUAAAUACAGUGUAGGACCCCAUUUUAAAUAUUUUAAUGAGGCUUGUGCCUAUUUUGCUUUUUUUAAAAGUAGGCACAGUUCUUUGCAUGACCCAAAAAGGGUAAUUUUUAAAUACUGACACAGUGAUUUUGUGUGGACCUUUGAAACAAAACAUUGUCUUCAAAAGAAAAUAAAGGAAAAAACUACUAAUCUGAAAAUGGCAGCUAUAGAAUCCCAAGGGUAUUGAAUCAGAACAUGAGAGAAAUUUCUGCACAUUAACCUUUCAAGUACUAAUCCAUGUUUCAUCCCUUAUACAUAAUCAGAUUGUUCUUUUCUAAGUACUUUCCACAAAUGUCAUUAUGUUUGUUCUGACAAGACCUUAUGCAGCACAUUAAUAAUUAAAUGAAUGCCGCUGAUGUUUGGUGAUACAG
Molecule: messenger RNA, 2029 nt
Organism: Carcharodon carcharias (great white shark)
Lineage: Eukaryota; Metazoa; Chordata; Chondrichthyes; Lamniformes; Lamnidae
Gene: tub
Product: TUB bipartite transcription factor
Exons: 11
Coding region: 106-1455 (449 amino acids)
Biological process (GO): protein localization to cilium
Cellular component (GO): cilium
Source: RefSeq, a predicted model, not a curated record